UAUCGUUUCUCACCGGAAAUCUUUUGGUGUCGGAUAUCCACAGGAAGGUUAGCGUGUUACUUGUUAGCGGUUGCUGCCUUGCUGAAUGUUUGGCAAGAAGUUAUAACACAUCUCGUUCUACCAGUUAAUGUUAGGUAGCUAAUAGGCUAGUUAAAAUAAUUGGGACCUUUGCGUGAAAAAAUAAUUUACAGCGAACUGGCUUUCUAUUUUGUGGACACACUGUCAUGUCACCUAACGUUUCAGAAUUUAAAACGUUGGUCCAAAGGUUCUAUGUGCUUCAGAGUGAACGGAUAGAAGCGUACAAACUCUUUGAGGAGGGACAUGAGGCGUACCUGAGAACGGGGCCCCACUACGACUUUGACCAUUACAGACAGCUGGUCCAUGAGAUUACGCAGGGGUUCAGUGGGAUCUCCAAAGAGGUGCUGGAGAUCAAGGAACGACUGCACCAGGAGUUUGACCGGCCAGACCUAUCCGAGCAUAUCGACAAGCUGCAGUGUAAAGAGAAACAGAAACUGGAGCUGACGGCGAAGCUGCAGUUGGCGAAGCAGAGCGCCCAGGAUCACCCAGAAGACGAGCGCUGCCAGGAGAAGAUUCUAGAAAUCAGACAGGACAUAAUAAAGACCAAGGAGGCCCUGAGCGAGGUUCUGCAGGACUUCAAAUACGACUGCGAGGAGUGACGGACAGGCGUUCCCCCGAGCGUUCCCGCCGCUCCGACAGAGAUCGAUGGACUCCCGUGCCGCAGCUUCCCGACUCCUCUUUUUUUAUUUUUUUAUUUAUUUGUCCAAGUUAUUGAUUCUCAUCCCGGGACCUGAAUCUCUUUAAUGCCGCCUACCCCGACCGCUGCAGUUUUGUGCCGCAUGGAAAAGGUCACUUCAUUGAGAUCGUCUGAGCCGUUGGCGGAGAGCCAUCUCGUCAACACGCCACAGCGCUGCAACUACGGCUCCUCUGGAAACCGCGUCGACCGGCAGACUUUAAAACCACUUUAAAAAGCUUUAAAAAGCGCGUCACAGGUGGCGUUACUCCUUGCUUUAUUUGUUCUACAAGCAAUUAUUGCUCAAUUAACAUUGACAUAUCACUGACGUUGAUGCUACCUUACACAUAACUUAAGCAAAUAAACCAUGACUUUAGAUAAUUAAAUAUGCUGAUACAAUUCAAUACAAAAAUAAAGGCAAUGCGAAACUAAAA
Messenger RNA from Conger conger (European conger), 1185 nucleotides. RefSeq names its product required for excision 1-B domain containing (gene rex1bd). The record is from RefSeq and is a predicted model, not a curated record. The coding region runs from base 225 to 677 and encodes 150 amino acids. The transcript is spliced from 5 exons. Lineage: Eukaryota; Metazoa; Chordata; Actinopteri; Anguilliformes; Congridae.